GUAGUCAACAAAAUUCAGAAAGCCUGUCUUGAAAUGAGAAACAAUCUGAAGGCAGCAAUGAGUGGAAUUGACUUCACUGGCGCUACAACAGACUGCUGGACAGCAUAUAGGCGUGGAUUUCUUGGCGUAACAGCGCAUUGGAUAGACCCUCUGAGUAUGACCAGACGGUGCACUGCCCUAGCCUGUAAACAGCUGAAUGGGCCCCACACUUUCUCUGCCCUUGCCAGUGCAUUGAAUGAAGUUCACAGUGAAUUCAACAUCCGGGACAAAAUCACGCGCACCACGACUGACAAUGGCUCCAACUUCUUAAAAGCUUUUAGGCUAUAUGGGCAGACUGAUGAAAACAACAACCUGGGUUCUAGUGUUGAGAGUGGUGAAGCCGAAGAUAACAAUGGUGAUUGGAAUGAUGAAGAACAGGAGAGUGAGGGUGUGGAGUUCGUCGAGGCUGGAGCGAUACUUGAUAAGGAUGACUGCCUGGAAUUCCAACUCCCCAGACACCAUUGCUGCGCUUGCCACCUUCUUAAUUUGUUGUCAACUGUUGAUGUCGAGGAGGCCAAUGUCAACAGCACCUACAAGCGGGUUUCACGCUCAGCCUUUUCGAAGUGUUGGGGACUUUGGAACAAAAGCACAAGAUCUACCACAGCAGCAGAGGUCAUCGAAAAAAAACUGCAAACUGCAGUUAUUGAGGCCAAUUGCAACAAGAUGGAAUUCCCUGUUCUUGGCGGUGGAGAGGAUCAUCAGAAUAACAAGGGAGCAAGGAGAAGGGGCCAUCACAGCUGUAUGCAGCGCACUGAAGAUAGCCAUGUUCACACCUGUUGAGCUUGCGUUCCUGGCUGAAUACACGAAGACCAUGACCCCGGUGGCGAAGGCCCUGGAUGUCUUGCAGGGAGAGACGAAUGUGCAGAUGGGCUGGUUGGUGCCAACGAUCACAAUACUCAAGAAUAAGCUCCAAAACCUCCGCAUUUCCUCCAAGUUCUGUAGGCCUUUAAUUGAUGCUCUACUAUCAGGCCUUGAGAAGCGAUUCGAACAAGUACUUACAGUACCAGAGCUGAUCACUGCUGCAAUUCUCGUGCCCAAAUUCAAGACAAGCUGGACAAGUGACGAUUACACCCUGAGACUCGGCCUUGACUACAUCAAAAGUCACUUGAAAGACCAAGCUGAGGAGAAUCAAGCUGAGAGCUCACCUUCUUCAGAGGAGGAGGACUUCUUUUCUUCAAUCAAACAGACCAGUUCCCAAGAAAAUGCCAAACAGUUGGAGACUUACCUUGGCUCCCCAGGUGAUACAAUGGAUGUACUUAAGUCUUUCCCAGCAAUUUGCAACCUUUCAUUGAGGCUUAACACAGCACUCCCAGCCUCAGCUGCAUGUGAGAGACUGUUUAGUGUAGCUGGACUGAUCUUCCGUCCAAAAAGGGCACGUAUUGAUCACAAGAACUUUGAGAACCAGCUUCUUUUGAGGCUUAACAGAGCAUUCUGGUAGUCUGAUGGGGUAUGCUGUCUUUCUUUCACUACUGGCGUACACACCCUCAUACAUAGUUCUUGAGUGUCCAGGUUUAUUGCCCAGUUUUUGAAGGGUUCUAUGGACCCCAUCAUUAAAUUGACAUAAUGUAUGUCAAUCUCUCUUAUACACACACACGCACCCUCUCGAAGGUGUCGCUAAAAGGUGAGGGUAUAGGACAAUGCCUAAUUCAUUUCUAAAUCCCUGCGCUGCUGCGAGGGCGCAACAGCAGACUCUAUAGGAUGCAAUGGAGAGGAAUAUGUUUAAUGCUGAUUUAAAGUUGGAGAGGGUGUUCACCUCUCAAGUGGGGUUUGUGGAGGGCACAGUAAGUCCUCACUAGCUGGGGACUUUGGCUUCCAUUGUUCUUUUUGAUUUUCUUGGAAGUUACUAACAGACCUGACAUACCCUGGGAACAAAGGAUAUUAAAGCAGUCAGGAACAAUUAAUUCCUGAACGUAUAUGUGAUGCCUUUUAGGGUUUUGCCUGUAGUGAGAGCUCAUUUUUACAUUUCAAUUUUGGUCUUGGUUGUCAGUUAUGACAAAGGGGAAAACAUGAGUUUAUAUUUUUCUCUUUCUUUGAGUUUUCAUGCAGCAGGAUUUGAACAUUUUUUGAUGGGACUAACAUACUCCUACUGUGUAUGCAAAAUUUUUGCACUCUCCUACUCUGUGCCAUUUUCAAAACUUGUGAGGUGUUCUUAAGGGAUUUGUAUGUAGUGAUAAGUUGGGAGCUCAUUUUAAAUUUCAGUUUUGGUCUUGAUUGUCAGCUAUGACAAAGGGGAAAUCAGAU
Molecule: messenger RNA, 2280 nt
Organism: Neoarius graeffei (lesser salmon catfish)
Lineage: Eukaryota; Metazoa; Chordata; Actinopteri; Siluriformes; Ariidae
Exons: 3
Coding region: 326-1477 (383 amino acids)
Source: RefSeq, a predicted model, not a curated record